This is a messenger RNA of Orussus abietinus, 1598 nucleotides long. Its product is annotated as transcription factor SOX-10. Gene Ontology annotation, molecular function: DNA-binding transcription factor activity, RNA polymerase II-specific; RNA polymerase II cis-regulatory region sequence-specific DNA binding. Gene Ontology annotation, biological process: regulation of transcription by RNA polymerase II. The transcript is spliced from 4 exons. Gene Ontology annotation, cellular component: nucleus. Lineage: Eukaryota; Metazoa; Arthropoda; Insecta; Hymenoptera; Orussidae. The coding region runs from base 569 to 1438 and encodes 289 amino acids. The record is from RefSeq and is a predicted model, not a curated record.
GAGCCACGCGAGUGCGCGGAGAAGAUCCUCCAACGAGACCGGGACGGUAGCGCGAGCCCUCGAGGGCGUAGGGAAUCGACUCUCGGGAGGGGGGCUCGGACGUCUCGCGAUAACUCGCGCUUCGAGGAAGAUCCGAAAGCGGAAGGUCGGUCUCGGAAUUACAAAAUUGCCCUUUAUUUCCGGCCCCGUUAUCCCGAUAACCCGCCGACCGAUAAGGCGACGAAAGGGUGAAGAGACAGGACUUCCAAGGAGCGCCGACGGCCGAGAUACGGCCGCGAUACGGCCGACAUACGGCCGUCAUACGGCCGAGAUACGGCCGCGAGGAAACGAGAGGAUACGAUAACGCCGAAAUUCAAAUUCCUCCGACGUCCGAGUAUUCUUCGAGAGUGGACGCGACGCGAGACGCCUUCCGAGAAGAAGAGAAAAAUGUUCGAUCUCGUUCGUUCCUCGGGAAUCGUCGCGCGGCCGACGACGACGACCCACUGAACCGCGAACUUUCGCACUUGGGCCCUUCGGAAGGCACUUCGCAAGGCCCCAGAAGGGGAAAUCGCGAGAUCCGUCGGGGGCGAUGGAGCCUCGUCGCGACGACGGCGCGUCGUCGGCGAAGGAGGCCGGGCCGUCGAGGGGGACGAGCUCCUUGGACGACGCCGUAGGGAAACUUCUUCAAGGAUACGACUGGACUCUGCUCCCGGUUACCUCCAGGGCCGGAGGGAGACGAAGCGCCCACGUCAAGAGGCCCAUGAACGCCUUCAUGGUCUGGGCCCAGGCGGCUCGCCGAAGACUGGCCGACCAAUACCCGCAGCUCCAUAACGCGGAGUUGUCCAAGACCCUCGGGAAACUGUGGAGGAUCUUGAGCGACGGCGAGAAGCAGCCCUUCGUCGAGGAGGCGGAGCGCCUGAGAAGCGCCCACAAGAAGCAGCAUCCGCACUACAAGUAUCAGCCGCGUCGGCGCAAGCCGAAGCCCGAGGAGCAGCUCGGCGUCCUGUCCCCCCGAGGGCCCCUCCAGGUGCCUCGCCGGGACGCGAUCUCGUCGUCGGACUGCGGAUACGGUCGGCUCUACCCCGAGGCGGGGAAGCCCUGCGACCGCCCCUCCGUUUAUCAGGACCCCGCCAAGUCUUUGGACCAGCCGAAGCCCUUCGAGGCCCUGCCCAAGUACGACCUUCCCGGGUUCUCCGGCAGGAACUACCCCAGCGGGAAGUGCCUGCAGGCGAAUCCGCAGAGAUUCGAGGGAGACCACGACCUGCCGCCCAGGUACUCCGAGGUGGCGGGACCCGUCACCAAGUCGUACACCUGCGUCCACGGCCAGUACUAUCCGCCCCAGGAGGGAUACCCCUGCGAGGAGGGCGAGUACCAGGCCCAGGGGGUCCCGGCUCGGUCCUUCUACCCUUACAUCUCCGCCUCCGUCGCGCAGCCUCCCUACUACAUGGACCCCCGAUAGGUCUUCGGCAGGUCCUCCGCCGUGGACGCGAUCGCUUAUCCCUACUUAUUUCGUUAACGUUCCCUGAGCAUAAACGGUACUUAAUGCCUGUACUUAAUUCAUUUACCGACCCAUUUAAGGCUCGGUAAUACGUACGCUUUAGGAUUAAGAUAUAUAUAUA